CUUUAGCUACGAGUUGCAUGUGUUAAUGAGCGUUUUCCGCAAAUUGCUUUUCCUCGCUGAAAAGCAGACUUCAGGAGAUUAAUAUUGUGCAAUAAUAUUGCCACAUAAAAGUUACAUUUACGUCAGCGGCUUGUCAAAAAGUCUUACCUCUAGUGCGCUAAAAACGCGCAUUUCGCGCGCGCGUCCGUAUUAUGUUUAAUUUCAUGCAUGUUCGUGUCAUCAAUUAUUAUCGGACAACUGCCCUAAACCCUGGUUAAUGGCCUUAAAAUAAGUAGAUCCGAUCACAUUCUACCCACUAUUGUUAACCUCCGUUAAUAUUCACUCUACCAUUAUAGCUUAGGAUGGACAGCACUUCAAUAUUCUUCAUUGGUAUCAGUCUUCUCGCUGGCUUUAUCUUGUUCGUCAUCAGUCAGAAGAAGAAGCCAAAAGAGAAAGCCCCCAGAGUGCUAGUUCAGCAUGCUCGUACUGAUGGUGCCCCAGUUAGAGCUAGACGGAGACGCAGAGUCAACAGACGAGACAGCUCAGACGAAGACGAGCCAGCACCUGCAUCUGGUGGAGAUGGGAGUGGAAGUGAAGAGGAAGAAAAGGCCGGGAAGAUUGGAACCAAGAAAGCUAAGAAGAUUGCUGCUAAAGCCGAAAAGAAGGAACAAAGAGAGGCAGACAUGGUGCUCCUAACGGAGAAAAGGAAGCAGCUAGAAGCUGAUUUACAGUUGAGGAAGGAGGAGGAGGCUCGACAAGAAGCAGAUGAGAGAAUGAGAAAAGAAGAAGAGAGGAUAGCGAAAGAAAUCCAGGAAAAGCGGGAGCACGAGGAGUAUCUUCUCCUGAAAGAGAGUUUCGCUGUUGAGGACGAGGGACAGGAAGCUCUGGACGAAGAAACCCAGCGUAAUCUGCUUCUAGAGUUUAUAGAUUUUUUGAAGACUAAGAAAGUGGUACAGUUGGACGAUUUGGGAGCACAUUUCAACCUAAAGAUUCACGAGGUUGUAGAGCGCUUAGAGAGUCUGCAGGAAGAUGGAACUAUUAAUGGUGUCAUUGAUGAUAGGGGCAAAUUUAUCUACAUUUCCGAAGAGGAGAUGAAAUCGGUUGUCAAAUUUAUUCAGCAGAACGGCCGUGUGUCAAUAACAGAUAUAGCUGCAGCCAGUAAUAGAUUAAUUAAUCUCGAGCCUGUGGAGAGCUGAUUCUUAGCCUGGGUGGGACAUCGCGUAUUAUUUUUAAAACCUUUUUAAGUUCAAAACUUGGUUAAUUGUAAACAUUUUUAAGUUCAUAACUUGGUUAAGUUUAAAUAAUUUCGGAAUGAAACAAUUUCGACCUGCCCCUUGACUCGAUCAAAAAUUAAAAAUGUUUGCUUCUCCUCGGAUCCCGAUAAGAGCUCCAGUAAAUGUUUGCUCCUCCUCGGAUCCCGAUAAGAGCUCCAGUAAAUGUUUGCUCCUCCUCGGGUCCCGAUAAGAGCUCCAGUUUUGAUGACAGGUUGGGUUAGGGUGAGGGUAUUUACUAUUUUUAUUCUGAUUAAGUUUUUCUUGAUCAGACAAUUAAAGAUACAGGUCAGAAAUUUUGCAUUCUUUGUGGAUCAGUGUAACUGUAAUAUAAUUUCAGAGCAUAAUAAUUGGGUGUGGUUAAUACUUUAAUCCGAUCAUUUAACAUUUCAGUGUACAUUAAAUAUCUUUUAUCUGUUUUUGCUGGUUGCUACCACUUUAUUAGAGCUAACAGUCUCUUUCAAUUUAUGAGACAAAUGUUUUUUUGGGUAAGCCCUGCAAAAUAUUAAGUGAGAAAUUUUAUCGUUUAUUGAAGGUUAUGUGAUUGUUAAGAUAAAAAUAUGAAAUAUUUAUUUGAUCUUUGGCAAAUUUAGAGUUUUCGUGUUCUUUCGAAGUGUGCUUUUUAUAUUCCACUAAUCUCGAGGAACAAAGUUAUGCUAACCUUGUAGCUAAGAAAGUAUUAAUUUAAAAAACCUCCUGUUUAUAGCAUGGAAGAGUUAUGCUAACCUUGUAGUUAAGAAAGUAUUAAUUUAAA
This is a messenger RNA of Bolinopsis microptera, 2004 nucleotides long. Its product is annotated as DDRGK domain-containing protein 1-like. Lineage: Eukaryota; Metazoa; Ctenophora; Tentaculata; Lobata; Bolinopsidae. The record is from RefSeq and is a predicted model, not a curated record. The transcript is spliced from 8 exons. Bases 342 to 1175 code for a protein of 277 amino acids.